Solanum verrucosum is the source of this 462-nucleotide messenger RNA. RefSeq lists its product as uncharacterized. The record is from RefSeq and is a predicted model, not a curated record. NCBI's taxonomy places the organism in Eukaryota, Viridiplantae, Streptophyta, Magnoliopsida, Solanales, Solanaceae. The coding region runs from base 1 to 462 and encodes 153 amino acids. The transcript is spliced from 3 exons.
AUGGAGGAAGGUUAUUGUUUUACAGCUUGUGCUGCUGUUUUUAUCAUGGUAUCAGAGCCUGGAGAUGCCUCCUACCCCUUUUUCUCAUCCUACAUGUCAUGGAGACACGUUGUCCUUAGGGCUUUAUCUGUUAAAAGUAAAACUAGAUUCAUCAAUGGCAAAGUCGUGAAGCCAGAUCCUGCAGAUCCAACCUUCAUGCAGUGGGAAAGGUGUGAUGAUAUGGUGACUUCUUGGAUACUGAAUUGUCUUUCACCAGAUCUGCGAGAUAGCUUGCAAUAUGUUAACAAUGCCAAGGACCUUUGGGAGGGUGCUCUAGAUGUUACUGGUUACUAUACUAAAAUGAAGAAAUUAUGGGAGGAGAUGAACACUCUUGAUGUCAAUUCUCAGUGCACUUGUGUGUCUGUGGUGGAAAGAUCAAAAUACAUAAGGCUGAACAAAAUAGAAGACUCAUACAUUUUCUGA